AUGGAAUUUAAUGAUGAGUCCCCGAUUCCCGAUUGCGGCCUGGGGCGGAAUUUAAGUGGGCGGAGCGAGGAUGAGGCGGGUUCUGUUACUAUGUUGCACGAAGUUAGUGCGUGGCCCGGGAUGGGCGCGCUCUGCAAUUUACGCGAUCGCACAGACUAUACAAGCCUGGAGGAUUUUAUUGCUGAAGUCAAUAACAAUAACUACAUGAAAGAGGAGCGCGGGCAGUGCGCGGAGAGCCCGCCGGCCCCGCAAGCGCACGGGUGGGCCGGGUCGCCGGCGCAAGCGCAACGUAGCUACGAAGAGCUGCGGCCGCCAGUCGUGCGCGACAUGCAGACCUACGCGCACUUAGAGGAGGCGCUUUUCAAGCCGGGCACUGGUGAAUACCUGCCGCGGCGGAGCCCCGAGCUGAGCCCGUCUCCAGAACAACGGGAUCGGGAGCCGGCCCAGUACCGGACGCUGCAUUACGAACCCUACUCGCCAGCUCCGCCCUACCACCAUGAACACCAUCCCAUGGACACAAAUGCGGGAACGGCGGCGGAAGCGGGCGCAAGUGGGGGGGAGAGUGGCGUAUAUACACGCUGCGCAUACACAACAGCCGGUUCACCUUAUUUCCCCGCUGGAUCAGAUCUUACACACCCCCAGAUGUGGACCUCCGCUUCAGGCGCAGGUGGAUCACCAAGCUAUUGCGGCAGCACGGUUCUAGGAGAAUAUGUAGAAGCAGAAGCAGAAACAAAUGCCGGCAGUACGAGCGGGACGAGCGGUUCGGGGGGUGCAUUACCAGCAUUUAGUGCGCGCUUUGGUGGAGCCUUCGCCUCAACUUCGCGACCAAGCCCCCUCUCGACAUCACCGCACACCUAUACACAACCUGAGUUAUGGCGGGUUGAGUGCAGCUAUCGGCCACAGUUAUCUGCCGCUGCUAGUCUAUCAGCCAUGGAGAUGGCGGAGAUGGCCGAGUUGUUCACGGAGGGGCGCGAGUGUGUGAACUGCGGCGCGGUCCACACACCAUUGUGGCGGCGCGACGGCACCGGCCACUACCUGUGCAACGCGUGCGGCCUCUACAACAAGAUGAACGGCAUGAACCGCCCGCUGAAGCAGCCGCGGCGGCUGGUACGUCAGCGGCACGCGGCGCCUCUCCCCGCCCCCGACUGGCCGAGGGGGCGCCGGGGGGCGCGGAUUUCUACAAGAGCUUCCUGUAUAACGGCGCCGCUGCGCCGCACUGUGCGCCUCCCGUCCCACCUGACUACAAACAGAAGAAAGGGAUGGGUGCAAAGCGACCUGGAAUGUCAUGUACCAACUGCCAAACUACAGUUACAUCUUUGUGGAGACGCAAUGCACAUGACCUAUAGCAAUGAAGAAAGACUCCAUACAGACACGGAAACGAAAGCCGAAGAACAGCAUAAAAGCGGAGCGUCAGCUAAGCAAGAACAUCACCCAUGCCGCGCAUGCGCAGACGCAUGCUUCGCACACGGCGCUCGCCCCCGCGCUCUCCACCACACACAGCACACAUCGCACACCGUUCACACUCUGCCCUCCCCUGUAGAUGUUAAAAACAGUUGGCUCGCGGAUCGACUUUCGUCGACCGUUCAUCUUCAAGACCUCAAGGAGGAAAGAGAAGUGAAAGCAGUGGAAAGUUCUGGAACCGCUGAGAGUCGUGCAGUCGGUAUGAAUUACUACACGCCACAUAACGUCAAACUGGAAGAGCCACCGCCGGCGCAUGCGCACGCACAUGCUCACACACCUUACGCCGCACAACAGCACGCACACACACACCCCCACAAGGAGUACUAUGAGGAUAGUGUGUAUUCACAUGCGUCUGACGUGGACCGCCCUUCCGUCGUUUCAAUGGGCAGUUGA
Molecule: messenger RNA, 1854 nt
Organism: Leptosia nina
Lineage: Eukaryota; Metazoa; Arthropoda; Insecta; Lepidoptera; Pieridae
Source: the annotation of a GenBank genome assembly